Mesorhabditis spiculigera is the source of this 2328-nucleotide messenger RNA. The record is from the annotation of a GenBank genome assembly. Lineage: Eukaryota; Metazoa; Nematoda; Chromadorea; Rhabditida; Rhabditidae.
AUGCUCCGUCUCGGGAACUUUGGGGGUGCCCACCUCCACCAAUUGAGGAGCAUUCAUGGCUCCUCCAUCGCGCUGGCCAACAUCCCGAUGUCGAAGUUUGACACGAAGAGCUACCUUCCCUACGAGAAACUCAACAAGACCGUCAAAGUCGUCAAGGAACGUCUGAGGCGUCCGCUCACCCUUUCGGAGAAGAUCCUGUACAGUCACUUGGACAAGCCUGACACCCAGCAGAUCGAACGCGGGAUUUCCUACUUGAGGCUGCGCCCCGAUCGUGUUGCCAUGCAAGAUGCUACGGCCCAGAUGGCGAUGCUUCAAUUCAUUUCUUCCGGCUUGCCGCAGGUCGCCGUCCCUUCCACCAUCCACUGUGACCAUUUGAUCGAGGCCCAGAAGGGAGGAGCAGCCGAUUUGGCGCGUGCAAAGGAUCUCAACAAAGAAGUCUACAAUUUCCUCUCAUCUGCGGGCAACAAAUACGGUGUCGGUUUCUGGAAGCCGGGCAGCGGCAUCAUCCAUCAAAUCAUCCUCGAGAACUAUGCAUUCCCUGGCCUGCUCCUCAUCGGAACCGACUCGCACACGCCUAAUGGAGGUGGUCUUGGCGGCCUUUGCAUCGGAGUUGGUGGUGCUGAUGCCGUUGACGUGAUGGCUGAUAUUCCCUGGGAACUGAAGUGCCCGAAAGUUAUUGGAGUCAAACUGACCGGAAAGCUGUCUGGCUGGACCUCGGCUAAGGAUGUGAUCCUGAAGGUUGCCGACAUCCUCACCGUCAAGGGAGGUACGGGCGCAAUUGUUGAAUACUUCGGCCCGGGCGUCGAAUCAAUUUCCGCAACUGGUAUGGCCACGAUCUGCAACAUGGGUGCUGAAAUCGGCGCGACGACUUCCGUGUUCCCCUACAAUUCCUCGAUGCGCAAGUAUCUACAAGCCACCGGCCGAGGGGACAUCGCCGCGGAGGCUGACAAGUACAAGGACCUUCUCUCUGCGGACAAUGGUGCUCACUAUGACGAGCUGAUCGAAAUCGACCUGAACACCCUGACUCCCCAUGUGAACGGACCAUUCACCCCCGACUUGGCGUCCCCCAUCGACAAGCUUGGUGAAAAUGCUGCAAGGAACGGCUGGCCUGUUGAUAUCAAGGUCGGACUGAUCGGCUCAUGCACAAACUCCUCAUACGAAGACAUGCAGCGCUCGGUUUCCAUUGCGAAACAGGCGAUCGCCAAGGGCCUGAAGACCAAAUCUUCGUUCACGAUCACCCCCGGCUCUGAACAGAUCCGCGCAACCAUUGAACGUGACGGCCUUUCUAAGGUGUUCGCUGAUUUCGGAGGUGUGGUCCUCGCGAACGCUUGUGGCCCUUGCAUUGGACAGUGGGAUCGUCAGGACGUGAAGAAGGGCGAGAAGAACACGAUUGUCACCUCAUACAACCGCAACUUCACCGGGCGCAAUGAUGCUAACCCCGCGACUCACGGAUUCGUCUGCUCCCCGGAAAUCGUCACUGCUCUCGCCAUUGCCGGUCGCCUCGACUUCAACCCAUUGACUGACGAGCUGACAGCCAAGGAUGGAUCGAAGUUCAAGCUUGAGCCUCCCAGUGGUGACGAUCUGCCUCAGAAGGGAUACGACCCUGGCGAGGACACCUACCAGCCUCCAUCUGGCAAGGGUCAAGUUGACGUUGCCGAAACAUCGCAGCGUCUCCAGCUGUUGGCUCCGUUCAACAAAUGGGAUGGCAAGGAUCUCGAGGACCUGGCCAUUUUGAUCAAGGUUAAAGGAAAGUGCACGACUGAUCACAUCUCCGCUGCCGGACCCUGGCUGAAAUUCCGUGGUCACUUGGACAACAUCUCCAACAACUUGUUCCUGACCGCGAUUAAUGCCGAGAACGGAGAAAUGAAUAAGGUCAAAAAUCAGCUGACUGGCGUCUAUGGCGCUGUCCCGGAUACGGCACGUGCGCUGAAGGCGGCUGGUCAGCCAUGGGUGGCGAUCGGUGAUGAAAACUAUGGCGAGGGAUCCUCUCGCGAACACGCCGCUCUCGAGCCUCGCCACUUGGGCGGUCGUGCGAUCAUCACCAAGAGCUUCGCCCGUAUUCAUGAAACGAACUUGAAGAAGCAAGGCAUGCUCCCGUUGACCUUCUCUCAAGCUUCCGAUUACGACAAGAUUGACCCUGCUGACCGUAUCAGCAUUGUUGGACUGAAGGAUUUCGCCCCCGGCAAACCAUUGAAGGCAGUUAUCAAGAAGCCCAGCGGGGAGAAGAUCGACAUCUGGCUCAAUCAUACUUUCAACGAGCAGCAGAUCGAAUGGUUCAAAUCCGGCUCGGCCCUCAACAGGAUGAAGGAGGUCUUCGCAUCUCGCAAA